Lentinula edodes (shiitake mushroom) is the source of this 978-nucleotide messenger RNA. RefSeq names its product NADP-dependent oxidoreductase domain-containing protein. Bases 1 to 978 code for a protein of 325 amino acids. Gene Ontology annotation, molecular function: aldose reductase (NADPH) activity. The record is from RefSeq and is a predicted model, not a curated record. NCBI's taxonomy places the organism in Eukaryota, Fungi, Basidiomycota, Agaricomycetes, Agaricales, Omphalotaceae. Gene Ontology annotation, cellular component: cytosol. The transcript is spliced from 7 exons.
AUGUCUCUCGCACAGAAUAUUACCCUAAGCACUGGUGCAUCUCUCCGCCAGAUUGGGCUGGGAACUUGGUUGUCCAAGCCCAAGGAAGUUGAAAAUGCUGUCGAAAUUGCUGUCAAGAACGGCUAUAGACAUCUCGAUCUUGCCAUGGUCUACGAAAACCAAGACGAAGUCGGUGCUGCGUUGAAGAAAGUCAUUCCUUCCGUCGUCAAACGAGAGGAGCUUUUCAUGACAUCCAAGCUCUGGAACUCCUCUCAUCAACCGGCCGAGGCUGAGAAAGAGUUGGAUCAGACAUUGAGCCAGUUGGGGGUCGAUUAUCUUGAUUUGUACUUGAUCCAUUGGCCAGUCGCGUUUGUUCCUGGAAAAGGCUUGUUUCCACCUCAUACUUCCAAAGAGAACGAAGUCGAGCUAGACCUCAAGACAACGCUGGUAGACACAUGGAAAGCCAUGAUCGCAUUACCCAAGUCAAAAGUUCGCGCCAUCGGUGUUUCCAACUUUACCAUUCCUCAAAUCGAGGCUCUCAUCAAGGCCACCGGUGUAGUUCCGGCUGUAAACCAAAUUGAAGCACACCCUCUCCUUCCUCAAGAUGACCUCCUUGCUUUCUGCAAAGAGAAGGGCAUCCACGUCACGGCUUACAGUCCUCUUGGAAACAACUUGGUGGGAAAACCCAAACUCACAGACUACCCAGCCAUUGUCGAGAUCGCAAAGGCAAAGAACGCGACUCCUGCUCAGAUCCUCAUCGCCUGGGGUGCAUACCGUGGCUACUCUGUAAUCCCCAAGUCCGUCCAGGAAGAGAGGAUCAAGUCCAAUUUCCAGCAGGUCACUUUGACCAAGGAGGAGUAUGAGGCAAUCUCUGCUGUUGGUAAGGGAAACCACACGAGAUUCAACAUUCCAUAUAAUUACCAACCGAGAUGGGACAUCAACAUAUUUGGAGAGCCGGAGGAAAAGGAUGCAAGCAAUCCAGUUAACAUUGGGGCUUAG